This is a messenger RNA of Linum trigynum, 1680 nucleotides long. The record is from the annotation of a GenBank genome assembly. Lineage: Eukaryota; Viridiplantae; Streptophyta; Magnoliopsida; Malpighiales; Linaceae.
GGCAUAAGCUCUUUCAGUCCAUUCUCAUCACUGGAGGGCAUCUCCCUCAAGAUAGAAGGAUGUCAGGUGCGCCUUCCGCUCUUCUCGGAUCGGGUGGUUCCUGAAUCACCUCUCAGCUGCAUACAACCACAAACCCACAUCUCCUGAGCCGUCGAACUUGGGAAACUCUAUCACUGGUGGUUUAGCUCUAAAUAGUAAAUACCAGCUCCUCUUCAGUCUCAUACAGAGGGUUACUGUAUUCAUACCUGCCUGUGUUCGGUGGUGAUGGUCGAUUCAUCGGGCCCUGAUGGUAGUAGUUGCCCGCGGCUCGCUGCUGGGGAGGAUAGGGCCAGUCGUCCGUAACCUCCUGGUGGUUCCAGCUGUACUCAGGCUUGGUCCCCGACCCUUGCCCAAUGUUCCGACAACCUCGACCUCAUCCUCCCACUGCUCGCGAUGUACUCCACGAGGGGUACCCGUGCUCCUGGCCCCUGCCGGGACCCCUCCUCGGCCCGUUCUAGCUGUUGCCCGCCUGUGGAUGACCCGGACCGAUUGGUCACCUAGUAACCGGUCCGGUUCGGCCCGGCUUCGAGCCCAUGACCCAGUCCCAUCUCGCCUCCUCUGGGCUCGGGUCCACCCAGCCCUCUGGAUCCCCAAAGCUCAGCUCAUCCUCCUCCUCUGGCCCGAUUGGCCAUGGUUCUUCUCCGUCGGGCCCAGUCGGCCACGACUCUCCUUCGUACCCCACGAUCUUCUGCUUCCCCCGGGCGUUGUCAUGGGCCGGGUUCGUCAGUGUCGGCAGCAAACCCGAUCCGCUGAAUGCUGGCGCUGGUGCGCUCCUCGCGCCAAAAGUCCCCUGCUCCCCGGCGCGGCACCGCCGAACUCCCCGGUGCACCGCCCGUCGAGACCACGGCCCACGCCGCUCCACCCUUAUCCCCGCCGGCCGAUAGUUUCUCCUCCGCCGUCUCCUCCUCCCGGCGCGCCGCCGCGCGGCGGCUUUGUCUUGCCCGUGGCCAUCACGUCGCCGACCUCAUGGGCCGCCGAUCCCGCCGCGGCUGCUGCUGCCAGCGCCAUCCCCGCCGCGGCUGCUGCUACCGGCACCACCACCAUGGUCGUGCUCGCCGGCGACUCCCGGUUCCUCAGAACUUGGGUUAGUACCUCCUGCAUCGUCGCCGCUAGGGCUCCGCAGAUGUUUUCAGCCACGCUCUUGCCCAUCUCCUCGAUGGAAGCUUUGAUCUGGUCGCCCAUGGAUUCGAUUGCCUCGAUUGAGCCCUUCGAGGCCUCAGCUGCUCUCACAGUAACUUCCGUCAGGCUCUCCAACGAUGUUGUCAUCGCGUCAUACUUGCUUGUUGUCACAUCCUUGAUCGUCACUACAUCCUUGUUCUGGCGCGGCGGCUGUUGUUUGUCCGCAGGGUUUGACAUCUUCAGACUGCAAUAUUUCUCAGAGGAUCGGCAAACCAGCCAGGCUCUGAUACCACUGAAAGAGCCAGGCUCUGAUAAUCCGACUAAUUCCCUAUAACUACCCAAAGACUUAACCUGACCGAUUUAACCCCAAUAAUUCCCGAAAUAACCAACAUAACAUAAAACGUCCAAAUCGAAUUAGAGCCAUUUCAACUUAUUUCUCUUUUGAUGAAUGUAUAACUCAACUAACUUAGAAGUUGAACAUUCUAGUGGUAGUAGAGUUCUUAAUAGAUGGUAAAUUUGUCU